UCAUUGCAUUGGAUAGCAGCUGGAUUGUGUGGCAGUUUCUUAUGUGUUGGAGAGAUUAGGGUUUGCAUGGAGAGUUUUAGAAAGGGGGCGGCUCUGUUUUGUUGAUGAUGAAGGAGACUGUUUGUAGGAUUUAUUAGGGUUUUCAGUUUCUUCUCGUUGUUAUAACAACACUUGAUUGGGUUCUUAUGCAUCAUUAGGGUUCUAAUAGGUUAUUGCUCUGGAUACGGAUCUGUUGCGGUUGAUUACUGCUUAUUGAGCAUUAUUACUAGAAACAAGGAUGAAGGGCCAUAUAUCCGAGAAAAUUAGUGAAAACGAUGAGGGCAUGGAUUCUACUAGUAAGAAGAUAAUAGGUAGAUGGGAUCCAGUUGAAGCUUGCAGGCCUAGUGUUGAUAACGCUCCUGUCUUUUACCCGACUAUGGAGGAAUUCAAAGAUACACUUGGUUAUAUUGCAAAAAUACGCCCCAAAGCGGAAGCAUAUGGUAUUUGUAGGAUUGUACCUCCUACUUCGUGGACUCCACCAUGUACUUUUAAAGAAGAUAGAAUCUGGCAAAAUGAAAAGUUCAAUACGAGGAUACAACAGGUUGACUUGCUUCAGAACCGGGGGCCUAUGAGAAAGAAACGAGGGCGUAAGAGAAAAAAAAGAAGAAGCUUAAAGGCAGAAACUAAGAAAAGACUCUCUUGUGAUGGCUCCGGAAAUAAUAAUACUACUGAUUCAGAAGAGAAGUUUGGAUUCAAGUCGGGUUUGGAUUUUACGUUCAAGGAGUUCCAAGAAUAUGCUAGCAAUUUCAAAGUAUGUUAUUUUGAGAGGAGUGACCAAUUGAUUGCUUCUACGACUGAGGAAAAUCGGAAAUGGGAGCCCUCAGUGGAACAGAUUGAAGGCGAGUACUGGAGAAUUAUCGAGCAGCCAACCGAUGAAGUUGAGGUUAACUAUGGAGCCGAUUUGGAAACUGGAUCGUUUGGAAGUGGAUUCCCCAAGGCAUCAACUUUGCAAAAUGCUGAGAGCAAAUUGAAUGAAUAUGCGACGUCGGGGUGGAAUUUGAACAACUUUCCCCGUCUCCCUCAGUCUGUCCUACGGUUUGAAGAAUCUGACAUCUCUGGAGUUUUAGUGCCUUGGCUAUAUGUAGGCAUGUGCUUCUCCUCAUUUUGUUGGCAUGUGGAGGACCACCACCUAUACUCACUGAAUUAUCUGCACUGGGGUGAUCCAAAGGUAUGGUAUGGAGUUUCUGGAAGCAAUGCUUCAGCCUUAGAGAAAGCCAUGAGAAAGCAUCUACCGGACCUCUUUGAAGAACAACCGGAUUUACUUCAUGAACUGGUGACACAGCUGUCUCCUUCAGUUUUGAAGUCUGAGGGUGUGCCGGUUUAUAGAGCUAUUCAGUAUGCUGGAGAGUUUGUUCUUACUUUCCCAAGGGCAUACCAUUCUGGUUUUAAUUGCGGGUUUAAUUGUGCUGAGGCUGUUAACGUUGCUCCAGUUGAUUGGUUACACCACGGCCAAACUGCAGUAGAGCUUUACAGUCAGCAGUGUCGUAAGACUUCACUGUCCCAUGACAAAUUGCUUCUUAGAUCAGCUAAAGAAGCUGUUCGAGCUCUUUUUGAGCUAUCUUUUCUUGAAAACAAGACUAAGGAAAAUUUGGAAUGGAAAGAUGUUAGUGGUGAGAACGGUAUACUUACCGAUGCAGUUAAGAGGAGGAUUCUUGUUGAGGAGGAAAGAUUGCAGAAGCUUCCAGCUGAUUUCAAGAUCCGAAAGAUGGAAAGUGAAUCUGAUUUAGAAAGUGAGAGGGAAUGUUUUUCAUGUUUUUUUGAUUUGCACCUUUCUGCUGCUUGCUGCGAGUGUUCUCCGGAUAAGUUCGCAUGCCUUAAACAUGCCAAACGUAUCUGCUCGUGCAAGUCAGGCAAUAGGUUUAUCCAGUUACGUUACACUAUCGAUGAAUUAAAAAGUCUGGUUGACGCAUUGGAGAUGGAUGUGUCUGCCCUUAAGAAAUGGACAUCAUCUGAAGAUACUCAAAUAUCUGGACCCGACAGGUCAGAGGAGAACGGAGGUUCAUCAACUAUAUGCAAAACCGAGGUCGAGGAUAGAAAAACUUUUGACUUGAACCAGCUUGAUAAUACUACUACCAUGUGGGAUGAUGAAAUUUGUGGGGUGGACAUUUCCAAAGAGCUUCAAACGGAAUCCAACUCUUCUGUUACACACGUUUUAAAAAGUCCUGACAUGUCUACUUGCUUGACGAAGUUUAAGAAGCCAUGUUUGUUGAAGGACAUCAAGUUAUUUGGGGUUGACCUUACAGUUAUUUCAAAACACCCUACUCCUAACAACAUUAUGCAAGGUGAACAAAUACAAAAACCGAGUUUGUAUGUGGAGCCGAUAACUUAUGGGGAAGUUGUGUUUAAAAAACAUUGGUGCAAUAAGCAUGCGAUUUUCCCAAAAGGAUUUAAAAGCUAUGUCAGGUUCAUUAAUAUGGUAAGACCCAUGGAGAUGGCUAUCUACUCGUCAGAAAUCCUCGACGCCGGGCUUCUUGGACUACCUGUGUUUAAGGUUACCAUGGAUGAGUGUCCAAGUGAAUGCUUUUCAUAUUUUAGUGCCGACAGAUGCUGGGAAAUGGUUCUUGAGAGAUUAAACAAGGAGAUUGAGAGACGUAAUUCUCCACAUGACAUACAGCCUCCACCAAUCAUCAACGGGCUCAAGAUGUUUGGUCUUCUUUCACCUCACAUUGUCGAGGUUAUUGAGGCUCUUGAUCCAAAUCAUCAAUGUGAGGAAUAUUGGCAUCACAAGAUUUCCAAAACAGAGGACUAAAGGAAGAGGAGAGAGUUGUAAAUAAGAAAGAGAAUAAGAUGAUCAUUCUUUCUUUUAGUGUUAGACAGACAGGCAGAUAACCAAGACCAACCAACAUUUAGCUAGCAAGCAAGCAAGCUAGGAUCCAUUCAUUCUUUUUUUCUUUUCUAGUAAACAAAGAAACAGAAGAAGAACACAUCUCUUUUUUGUUUUAUUCGUUUUGACCAAAUGGCUUUUGCAGUUAGAUGAUGAAUCAUUCUUGUA
This is a messenger RNA of Impatiens glandulifera, 3031 nucleotides long. Its product is annotated as lysine-specific demethylase JMJ18-like. The record is from RefSeq and is a predicted model, not a curated record. Bases 278 to 2788 code for a protein of 836 amino acids. Gene Ontology annotation, molecular function: histone H3K4me/H3K4me2/H3K4me3 demethylase activity. Lineage: Eukaryota; Viridiplantae; Streptophyta; Magnoliopsida; Ericales; Balsaminaceae. The transcript has 12 exons. Gene Ontology annotation, biological process: chromatin remodeling. Gene Ontology annotation, cellular component: nucleus.